AUGAAGCUAUCUCAAGUUUCACUUCUCCUCACCUGUGCAACUGCUGUACAGGCUGCACCAGGAUUCCAUUCAAACUUGAAAAGAGAAAACUCGACCUCAAAUGCCAUGAUGCAACUCAGUGCCGACCCCGACUUCCACUAUGAGCUUCUGCGCGUCAUAUCAUUAGCACCCUACCAAGGCGCUGAUGUUGGAGAAGUCCUCGUUGCCGCCCAAAAGAUAAAACCCAAGGACUUUGAAAGCUUCUACAACGUAUUCAAUGACCUCGCCACCCGUGUCGACAGUACUGCCCGCGCAAUCGACGUUCGCAAGAACCCGAUAUCUGCCCGCCAACACUUCUUCAAGGCCGCAACGUACUAUCGCUCUGCCGACUUCUUCCUCCACGGCAAUUGGAGCGACCCGCGCAUCUACAGUCUCUGGGACAGACACCUCGCGGCCUUCAACUCGGCCAUUGCCCUUCUUGCCGUGCCAGGACAGCGUGUGAACCUCCGUGCCAAGAACGACAACUUUACAAUUCCGGCCAUCUUCUACGGCAGUGGCAUGCCCGGGCCCCGCCCAACAGUUAUCCUCGGCAACGGGUAUGACGGCGCCCAGGAGGAAAUGUACCACGUCAUCGGACAGGCUGCCCUCGAGCGAGGAAUGAACGUACUUAGCUACGAAGGGCCUGGGCAGCCGACGGUCCGCCGGGAACAGAAUCUCGGCUUCAUCCCGGACUGGGAAAGGGUCGUCACUCCCGUCAUCGACUACCUGCUCACACGCCCAGAAGUGGACUCGCGAGCCAUCGGCCUCCUGGGCUACUCACUCGGUGGUUAUCUAGCGCCGCGAGCAGCCGCGUUCGACCACCGCCUCGCGGCCGUGUUCGCCGUCGACGGCGUCUACGACUACGGCGCGGCAAAUCUGGACAUGUACCCCGAGAGUCUGAGGGCGAUAUUCCGCUCUGGCAACGCGACCCUCUUCAACGAGUACGUCGAGCAGGGCCUGGCCGAUCCGGCUGCAAAGACAGCCGCUAUCUGGGGUAUCCAGCAGGGCUUGUGGUCGUUUAAUGCCCAGACGCCAUUUGAGUGGAUGACCAAGGUGGAAGACUUCAACCUGGCGAGCGUGGUGCACAAUAUCACGGCACCGGUGUUUGUUGCACAGGCCGAACAGGAUGAUGUGAUUCCCGGGCAGAGCAAGAUCCUCGCCGAGAAGCUGGGCAAGUUGGCUACACACCAUGUUUUCGAGAGCGUCGAUGGUGCCGCGUACCACUGUUCUGUUGGUGCAAGUGUAUUGCAGAACCACGUACUGCUGGAUUGGUUUGAGGGCGUGUUGGAACAGCGCAAGUAG
Molecule: messenger RNA, 1320 nt
Organism: Metarhizium brunneum ARSEF 3297
Lineage: Eukaryota; Fungi; Ascomycota; Sordariomycetes; Hypocreales; Clavicipitaceae
Product: 20-hydroxy-prefusarin hydrolase FUS2
Source: RefSeq, a predicted model, not a curated record